UUGAUCGGUGUUGCCGUUUGUGGGUGUUCAAUCUCCAAUCUUGAAUGGCCGACGACGGGAAGGAGGGAGGAGGAGGAGGAGAAGAGGAAAGAUCAAAGAUGCCCUCUUUUUGGCUGAGGCUGAUGAGCAAGAGGAGGACAUGGGUUUGUCUCUUUGUGUUUGUGUAUGGUCUUCUCUUCUCUUCCUCAUGGAAUCUCCUUCGAUCCAUACUCUCCUGGUACUACUCCACCAUCUCUUCGUCUUCUUCUUCUUCUUCUUCUAGGGCUUUUGGGUGGCCUGCCCUUUAUGCGUCGGUGCUCUGCGGUGCCGUGUUUGGUCUGCUUUCCAUGGUAGCAGCGCUUGCCGUUGCCGUCCCUGCUACCUUGGUAACAUGGAUCACCGUUCUUGUGUUGCUCACCUUCUGUGGGAAGCCUCGGAGGUCGCUGGUAAGUGAGGGCAGGAAGAUUACGGCCGAUAUUAUAGGGUUUGCCAUCAAGAUUGUGCUCAGAGAAGGCAACAUCGUCGCUGCCGUUUGUGCGGUUCUUGGGUACUUUGCCCUUGUGAGGAGGGCCGGAGAAGUUGUCUGAUUUUAGGUUAAGAAAUCAAAAUUUUCAGUAGGUUGUAUUAGCUUUUAAGGUUGUUCAUCUUAAUUUUGGGUCUUUGCUUCCUGUAAUUAAUGGAUCAAAAAACCUUCCUAUUUUGUUAAAUUUAUUAUGUAGUAAAUCCCAAAUCAAAUUCCCCGAAUCAAAAACUGAUCUUCUUCUUCUUCU
Molecule: messenger RNA, 749 nt
Organism: Telopea speciosissima
Lineage: Eukaryota; Viridiplantae; Streptophyta; Magnoliopsida; Proteales; Proteaceae
Exons: 1
Coding region: 45-566 (173 amino acids)
Source: RefSeq, a predicted model, not a curated record